AUGAGCCGCCUUCCUCAGGCACUUGCAUUCAUUCCAAGCCUGCUCAGUGUGACUGCCGCGCAAUCUUCCGAUGAUGCAUUAUGGCCCCAGCAAAGCUACAAGAGCUCCUCAAUCCAGACUCCAUUCAUGAACGUCACGAAAAUGGGCCAAACGGAACCAGGAUUCUUGUUCCUCUCCCCAGAAGAUAUAAUCCGAGGAACCGGCUACCCAGCGAUCUACUCAGACGACGGCCAACUAGUAUGGCAAGGCGCCAAUGGAAACUACUCGGCACUACAACCACAAAUACUAAACGGAGAGCCGGUAAUCGCCUACUGGGCCGGAUAUGUUGGUGAUGGAUUCGGAUUUGGCCACAUCAGCAUCUUAAACAGCUCGUACGAUGAGAUCCACCGCGUCACAAUUGAUUGCAAGGAGCAGAAUUUCCACACCGUGUUUGAGCCAAUGACAUUCAACUCUUGCAUUGAUAUCCACGAGAGCCAGAUUACCGACAACGGCAACAUUCUCGUCACCGCGGUGAAUGUUACUCAGGCCGAUUUGAGCUCUAUUGGCGGGCCCAAGGAUGGCUGGAUCCAGGAUGGGCUUGUCUAUGAGAUUGAUAUCGCAACCAACGAGAUCCUUUUCAGAUGGAGUGCCCAUGAGCAUAUAAAUCAGGUUCCUCUGAGUGAUGUUCGUGCUCCGCUUCACGGCUCCGGGGGUUCGGGUGUCAAUUCGACAUAUCCGUUUGGGUACCCGCAUCUGAAUUCCAUCGACAAGUACGGCGAUAACUACCUAGUAUCGUCGCGGUACAUGUGUAGUGUUUUCUUCAUUGCUCCCAAUGGAACGGUUAUCUGGCAUUUGCAUGGCCGAACCGGUGGCGACUUUACACUGGGGCUCGGAACGAGCUUCUGUUACCAGCACGAUGUGCGCUUCGAGUCGCAAAGUCCUGAGCGUGUAACACUGAGUAUGCACAACAACGACAAUACCGAGUUCACCGGCCAUACGUCACUCACCACGGGCCUGGUACUGGACGUCGAGCUACAAGGCUCGAAAGAGGUUACGCUCGUUAAUCGAAUGUGGGAUGCUGCAGAGCCCGUAUACGCCGAGUCUCAGGGUAGCUACCAGCUUCUUGGAAACGGACACAUCUUGCAGGAUCAUGGCGCAACUCCCAAGAUUGAAGAGUAUGAUGAGAAUGGUACUAUUGUGAUGCGGGCUCGUUUCGGAUAUGACAACACCAUGCAGACUUAUCGCACGUACCGGUAUCCCUGGGUUGGGUGUCCGUCUACGAAGCCUGAUGUUUUGGCGUGUCCUGGUAGUAAGGGUGGGAAGACGGCUGUCUAUGUGAGUUGGAAUGGAGCUACGGAUGUGCAGUCGUGGAAGGUCUAUUCUGGAUCCAAGGUUAGCAAGACUGCCUUGCGGAAUGGGUUUGAGACUACUGUUAUAGUGGAUGGAAUUUCGGAUGGCGAUUCGGUGGUUGUGGAAGCUGUAGGUGGCGUGGGUGAUGGCACAAGAUCUGAGCCUGUCACUGCUGGCCAGGGUUGCUGA
Molecule: messenger RNA, 1518 nt
Organism: Penicillium cinerascens
Lineage: Eukaryota; Fungi; Ascomycota; Eurotiomycetes; Eurotiales; Aspergillaceae
Product: arylsulfotransferase family protein
Exons: 2
Coding region: 1-1518 (505 amino acids)
Source: RefSeq, a predicted model, not a curated record